AUGAAUAACAUAAAUAAAGAAAAGAGAUUACUACUUUUAAUAACCCGUAUAAAUAUGCUUGUAAAUUUAUUACAGACUAGAUUAGCAUAUCCAUUGAUUUACCCAUUUAAUACAACAGCAUUAAAUAAUGAUAAAUCAUUAAAAUUAUAUUUUGAAAAAUUAAAAAAAGAUGGAAAUUUUAAUGAAGAGGCUUUUAUGAAAUCAUUGGGUUUUAUUACACCUGCAAUUAUAUCUUUAACAAAGUUAGUAAACAUUUUAAAAGCAGGUUAUUCACUUUGUAAUUAUUCGGGGAUGACAUCAAAAUUGACUUAUAUAGACCGAAAGAAUAAUAAAAAUAUUCUAAACCAGUAUGAGAAAAAAUUACAUCUUCUCAAACCUCAGGUCUGGAGAUUAUUAAAGCCUAACGAUGAGAUGAAUACAAAACAUUUGAAAUGGAGGAAGUGA
Messenger RNA from Plasmodium vinckei vinckei, 444 nucleotides. RefSeq names its product conserved Plasmodium protein, unknown function. The transcript has a single exon. Lineage: Eukaryota; Apicomplexa; Aconoidasida; Haemosporida; Plasmodiidae. Bases 1 to 444 code for a protein of 147 amino acids. The record is from RefSeq and is a predicted model, not a curated record.